Molecule: messenger RNA, 2586 nt
Organism: Adineta steineri
Lineage: Eukaryota; Metazoa; Rotifera; Eurotatoria; Adinetida; Adinetidae
Source: the annotation of a GenBank genome assembly
AUGGCGGUGGUUGGCCUUGAUAUGGGAAAUUUUUCCUCCUAUAUCGGUGUUGCUCGUGCUGGUGGUGUUGAAAUAAUUGCAAAUGAAUAUUCAGAUCGUCUUACUCCAACUUAUGUUUCAUUCGAUAAAUCAACUCGUGUAAUUGGUCAGGCAUCAAAAGCCAUGGAAAUAACACAUGCAAAAAAUACAAUUUGUAAUUUUAAACGAUUAUUAGGACGUCGAUAUCAAGAUAUAUAUGUUCAACAAGAAAAAGAAUAUAAUACUUAUUCAAUUGUCGAAGGAAAAGGAUCGUCAGUUAAUAUCGAAGUAAAUUAUCUUAAUGAACGUAAACGUUUUACACCUGAACAAAUAGCUGCUAUUAUGCUAGGUAAAUUAAAACAUAUUACUAAAGCUGAAUCAGCAAUUAAAGCUAUUGAUUGUGUUAUUGGAGUGCCUUGUUUUUUUACUGAUGCCGAACGACGAGCAAUGCUUGAUGCUGCAUAUAUAGCUGGAUGGAAUUGCCUUCGAUUACUCAAUGAAACAACAGCUGUUGCACUUUGUUAUGGUAUCUAUAAAGGAGAUCUACCUGAACAGUCGGAAAAACCUCGUAUUGUUGCAUUUGUUGAUUUGGGUUAUUCAGCAUUACAAGCAUCUAUAGUUGCAUUAAAUAAAGGCAAAUUAAAGAUGAUUGCAACUGCAUUCGAUUUAUCAUUGGGCGGACGUGAUUUUGAUCGUGUUAUAAUGGAUGCAAUGCGUGAUGAUUUUCGAAAACGUUUUAAACUUGAUUCAUAUAGUACAGUUAAAGCUAAAUUAAGAUUACGUGCUGAAUGUGAAAAAGCAAAAAAAUCCAUGUCAAGUAAUGUUCAACCAAUGCCAAUCGCACUUGAAUCAUUUAUUGAUGAAAAAGAUGUUAAUGGUAAAAUGUCAAGAGCUGAAUUUGAAGAAUUAGCUAAACCAUUAUUUGAUCGAAUACGAACUACACUUACAAAUCUUCUUAAAGAAGCUAAAAUUACUCCUGAAGAAAUUGAAUCCGUUGAAAUUGUUGGUGGUUCAACACGUAUUCCUGCUGUAAAACAAAUCGUUCAAGAGGUUUUUCGUAAAACUCCAAUGACAACAAUGAAUUCGGAUGAAAGUGUUGCACGUGGUUGUACAUUAAUGUGUGCUAUGUUAAGUCCAACAUUUAAAGUAAAAGAAUUUAAAAUUGAAGAUUGUCAACCAUAUCCUAUUACAUUAUCAUGGCGUGGUGGAAUUAAUGAAGACAGUGAAGUUGAAGUAUUUGCUCGUUGGAAUCCUAUACCAUCAUCAAAAAUACUUUCAUUCUAUAAAAAAGAACCAUUAACAAUUGUAUCACGUUAUUCAUAUCCAAAUGAUAUUCCAUUUUCUGAAUCACGUAUUGGUAUGUUAAAUGAAAGCAUAGAAUUCUAUCCAUGCAUGAUCUUAGAUAUCAGUCAAUAUACAAUUGACCAAAUACAAGCUCAAGCUAAUGGUUCACCAUCAAAAAUCAAAGUUAAAGUUCGUCUUAAUCGUAAUGGAAUAUUUGAUAUAUCACAGGCAGCACUUGUUGAUCAAACUCAAGAAUCAACUGGUAAGGGAUCAUGUAAAACUACAAAACAUUCUCGAUCUAAACAUUUUCUAAAAGACGAUACCAUGGAUACAAAAGGAGGAACAGAAAAUAAUCCAGAUCUAAAUACUUCAGCUACAAGUGAACCAAUGGAUGACAAUAAUACAGCUACUAACGAAGCUCAACAGGAUAAAGAUGAUGAAGGUGAUGAAUCAAAAAAAAGUGCAACAAAAAAGAAAAGAAAAGAAAUUGAUUUACCAAUUAUAUCUCGUGUAUCAGGCGCAACAAAACAAGAACUUGAUCGAUUAAUUGAACAAGAAAAUGAAAUGGUUUUACAUGAUAAAAAAGAAAAAGAACGUUCCGAUGCGAAAAAUGCUGUUGAAGAAUAUGUUUAUGAUAUGCGUGGAAAAUUAGAUGGAGGUGAAUAUGAAAAAUAUUCUGAUGAUAGAAAUCGACAAAAAUUACUUAAUGAUUUACGAACAACGGAAAAUUGGUUAUAUGAUGAUGGUAUAAAUCAAGACAAGAAUGUUUAUAUUGAACGAUUAAAAAAUUUAAAACAUCUUGGUGAACCAAUUCGUAAUCGAUAUUAUGAAGCUACCAAUCGUCACUAUCAUAUGCAAGAAUUUAUGAAAACAUUACAACGUAUUGAUGAAGCUAUACAAACUUGGCAAAAUAAAACUAAUGAUAAAUAUUCUCAUAUUGAUAAAAAUGAUAUUGAAAAAGUUUAUAAAAUUUUACUUGAAAAACAAAAAUGGUAUGAUCAAACAGCAAAUCGUUUGAAUACAUUAAGAAUGCAAGAUGAUCCAACAAUUCUUUGCGCACAAAUCAAACAAGAAAAAGAAGCACUCGAAAGAGAAUGCUUGUCAAUAUUGAACAAACCUAAACCAAAGGUUGAACUACCGAAAGAUAAUACACCAGCUGAUACUUCCAAAAAACAAGCUCCGCCAUUCAAUGGUCCACCACCUCCACCUCCGACAACUUCAAACAAAAAAUCAUCGAAAAAUCAACCACCAACAUCGCAACAAACGACAUUAAAUUUUGAUUAA